ACCGUCGGUGCCAGAAACUGUGUUAUCCGAGUUGUGGGCUUUACGUAGGUCGGACGGAGAAGCGAAUCGCAACUUAAUUCUAAAACUAAAAAGGUUAUAAUGUGGCGUAUGGAUUGGAAAGGGUUCGGACCAAUUAAUUAUUUUUCUAUCAUUAUAAGUAACUAACAGGGGUGAUGAUCCAAUUAUGGGUGCUUCUACUAUACUAUUAGCAGCCGUGCUGGGUACCGUUACAGCCGCUGUAUCAGUGGUUGUUACGUUAGGAUUUUGUUUUUUGUAUUGGAAACGACGAAAAUUGAACAAAUUUCCAGAUUCGGAGGAACAACAGCCUCUACAAUUGCUCCAACAGACUCCUGUCAGCGAAUGUGUAGGACAAGCCACUGCAGUAACGCCUACAUCCUUGAAUAACGUCGAAGUACACAACGGAAACAAAGAAGAAGAUGUUGGACCAAUUGCUUUCUUACAAGCUCUUUUACCAAGCCUCGAAGAAACCUUUGGUAAUUCUUCAGGAGAGAGUGCCGGCCAGAUACAUUUUACUUUAGAAUAUAAUUUUUCCGAUUCGAAUCUUAUAAUAAAGGUUCUGCAUGCUAAUGGCUUACCAGCUAAAGACUUAUCAGGAACGAGUGAUCCUUAUGUUCGAGUGUGUUUACUCCCAGAUAAGAAGAAUAAACUGGAGACAAAAGUAAAACACAAAACAUUAAACCCUCGCUGGAACGAAACCUUUCAUUUUGAAGUACACAACGGAAACAAAGAAGAAGAUGUUGGACCAAUUGCUUUCUUACAAGCUCUUUUACCAAGCCUCGAAGAAACCUUUGGUAAUUCUUCAGGAGAGAGUGCCGGCCAGAUACAUUUUACUUUAGAAUAUAAUUUUUCCGAUUCGAAUCUUAUAAUAAAGGUUCUGCAUGCUAAUGGCUUACCAGCUAAAGACUUAUCAGGAACGAGUGAUCCUUAUGUUCGAGUGUGUUUACUCCCAGAUAAGAAGAAUAAACUGGAGACAAAAGUAAAACACAAAACAUUAAACCCUCGCUGGAACGAAACCUUUCAUUUUGAAGGUUAUCCGCUACACAAACUACAGAAGUCCAUCCUACACUUUCACAUUUUGGACUACGACCGCUUCACUCGAGAUGACUCAAUUGGAGAAGUAUAUUUUCCCUUGCACCAAGUGGAUUUUACUCAAAAGCCUAGCUUUUCCCUCAAUAUCCAACCGAGCGAAAAAGUUAAAUUGGGAGAAUUGCUUGUUUCGCUCUCUUACACGCCUAGAACCAGUGAACUAACAGUUUGCAUCAUAGAAGCACGAAACCUCAAAAUCAAAGAUAUUACCGGAUCCUCAGAUCCUUACGUCAAGAUAUGGUUACACAGAGGCGAUAAACGGUUAGAGAAGAAAAAGACUGUAAUCAUGAAACGAUCUUUAAAUCCAGUAUUCAACGAAACGUUUCAAUUUUCUGUACCCUGGGAGCAUAUACGAGAAACCUCAUUGGUUAUAACGGUUAUGGAUUACGAUUCGAUUGGCAGAAACGAACCAAUAGGAUGCUUGGUUUUAUCAUCGCGUAGCGGCAUAAACGAGACAAAACAUUGGAACGAAAUGCUGAGCAGUCCCAGAACAUUCACUAGAAGAUGGCAUAAAUUAAAACCUGUCUAA
This is a messenger RNA of Centruroides sculpturatus (bark scorpion), 1636 nucleotides long. It is a transcript of the gene Syt7, whose product is annotated as synaptotagmin-7-like. Gene Ontology annotation, cellular component: membrane; axon; synapse. The transcript is spliced from 12 exons. NCBI's taxonomy places the organism in Eukaryota, Metazoa, Arthropoda, Arachnida, Scorpiones, Buthidae. The record is from RefSeq and is a predicted model, not a curated record. Gene Ontology annotation, molecular function: calcium-dependent phospholipid binding; clathrin binding; phosphatidylserine binding. Gene Ontology annotation, biological process: cellular response to calcium ion; regulation of dopamine secretion; vesicle fusion. Bases 185 to 1636 code for a protein of 483 amino acids.